AUGCAGCUCUUUGCAUUCUGCGAUCGAACCUUUUUCACCUUCGAUGGCAGAACAUACGAACAAAUCAAAGGAACACCCAUGCGUUCCCCAAUAUCCAGCCUAGUUGCGGAAUUGGUCCUACAAGAGCUGGAAAAGGUUGCUUUCAGCCAUUACAAACCUGCGUUUUGGCGCCGAUACGUGGACGAUACAUUUGUGAUUAUUGAAAAAAACAAGCUAUCGGGUUUUAAAGACUUACUUAACAGCAUAUUCCCCGACAUUCAGUUUACAAGAGAAGACGAGGAGGACGAGAAACUACCCUUCCUGGACGUGCUCGUCAUGCGCACACCUGACGGUGAACUCAACACUACAGUGUACAUAAAGGCGACCAAUACAACCCUGGUCCUCAACUAUCAUAGCCAACACCCAUUGGUGCACAAACGGGGCUGUGUGAGGGUGCUUUUCGACCGGGUAAAGACGCACUGUAGCGAGCCCGAAGGAAGGAUGCAAGACCUACGACAUCUCCGGGACCAAUUAACAAAGAACGGCUACCCAAAUAGUUUUAUCAGUCGCUGCAUACGUGCGCACCCACGCCGGACAAACGGAAGAGAGACACCAACAAUUUGGCACUCCCUACCGUACAUAAAGAAUGUGUCCGAGGCUACAGAACGCAUUGCUUCAGAGCUAGGCGUGGGCAUCGCUCAUCAUCCGGUGGCCACCAUGCGUAGCAGGAUCAUGAAAAUGAAGGAACAGCUGGACGCAGGUGAACAGUCGGGCGUAGUCUAUCAAAUCCCGUGCCAAAACUGUCCUUGCCACUACACAGACCAGAGAGGACGACGUCUCAGCUCACGAAUACUUGAGCGCAAACGGGCCGUUCGGAGAGGCGACCCACUAUCUCAAGUAGCCACUCACACGCUGGAGGAAGGCCAUGAGUUCGACUUCGCCAACAGGCGGAUAUUGGCGCGAGCCGGCAAAAAGACAGGGCGAGAGCUGUUGGAGGCGUGGGUGUCGGACACCAACUCCAUCAACAGACACAUCGAUUUGCCUGCGUGUUAUCACGCGCUCCGCCCACGCAGUCAGGUGGCGCAGCUCACACCGUCGCAAAGUACAAACGGCGUCACCACGCCGGGGGAACAUCGUGGACCAGGCGGCACAAACCCUACCUAG
Spirometra erinaceieuropaei is the source of this 1143-nucleotide messenger RNA. Lineage: Eukaryota; Metazoa; Platyhelminthes; Cestoda; Diphyllobothriidea; Diphyllobothriidae. The record is from the annotation of a GenBank genome assembly.